Molecule: messenger RNA, 2362 nt
Organism: Calliphora vicina (urban bluebottle blowfly)
Lineage: Eukaryota; Metazoa; Arthropoda; Insecta; Diptera; Calliphoridae
Product: protein RCC2 homolog
Exons: 4
Coding region: 174-1625 (483 amino acids)
Biological process (GO): negative regulation of GTPase activity
Cellular component (GO): membrane
Molecular function (GO): small GTPase binding
Source: RefSeq, a predicted model, not a curated record
ACAACGAUAUUUUGCAAACACAACAACUCUGUUCAGUUGCCGCGAUUCAAGGGAAAAGAGUGGUGCGUCUGUUGUCGUCUUUUUCAGUUCUUUGAAUUUUUGCAAUAUUAUUUUUGUAAACAAAAUUACAACUACUAUUUCUCAAACGAACCCUUAAUUUCUAAAAUUCUAUUAUGUCGGCCAAACGUAAAGCUGGUGGAAAUGGUAAUGGUCCCACAAAAAGACGUCCCAAGAAGAAGGAAUCUGACUAUGAGGAUGAAGUCAGUGACGAGAGCGCGGACGAGGGCGCACAAUCAACUUCAAAUCAGGUGGAAGUUUUAAUACCAAAUGAUGAUUUGGAUCCACCUUCCAAAUUGCCCGAUGAUUUGCUAACCUCUAUGGAAAAAACACCGGGUAAAAUGGCUAUAGCCGGCAUGGUUACUUGGGAUUUGACGGGCAAACGUGAUCGUAAAAAUGUUGUUAAAGUUCGCCCAAAUCUAUACAAUUUUCAUCGUUUCACAGAUGAGAAGUAUCGUUAUGUGGCCAGUGGAUGUGCUGCCGCUCACACCAUUCUGGUAAAUAUGGAUCGUAAGGCAGUGGCCUUUGGGCGCAAUCCCUCGGGACAAUUGGGUUUGGCCGAUACCAAGUUGUGCGAGAAGCCAACAGUAAUACCAGCACUGGAAAAAUUCAAUAUUGUACAAGCAGCUGUUGGACGUCAUCAUUCACUUUUCCUUACAGAUACCGGCACUGUGUAUGCAUGCGGUGACAACAAGUCCGGCCAAUGUGGCAUAGGAAAUACAACACCGUCGGUGACAAGCCCCACUCUCAUAAAUUAUCGUGGUCCACCCAUUAUUCGUGUUGGUUGUGGUGCUGAGUUCUCCGUCAUCUUGGAUAUAAAGGGCAAUUUACAUACUUUCGGUUUGCCCGAAUACGGUCAAUUGGGUCAUAAUACAGAUGCCAAAUAUUUUGUAAAUGCCAACAAAUUAUCAUUCCAUUUCGAGACGUCACCCAAAAAGAUUGUACUCUACAUUGAGAAGAGUAAAGACGGUCAUGUAACACCGGUGGAUAGUGUACAAAUUGUGGAUUUUGCCUGUGGCAAUAAUCAUACGGUGGCUAUAGAUUCCAAGAAACGUGCCUAUAGUUGGGGUUUUGGUGGUUUCGGUCGUUUAGGUCAUGCCGAGCCUAAAGAUGAAAUGGUACCCCGUCUCAUCAAGUUCUUUGAUAUUGGCGGCCGUGGCGGACGCACUGUCUUCUGUGGCGCUACUUACAGUUUAGUUGUCAAUGAACUUGGUGUACUCUUCCUGUUCGGACAAAAUAAAAAGACUGGUGAAGCCAAUAUGUAUCCCAAGCCGGUACAAGAUUUAUCGGGUUGGAAUAUCACCGAUAUUGGCUGUGGCAACACAUCGAUUAUAAUCUCAGCGGAUGAUACAGUAAUUGCCUGGGGUGCUUCGCCCACCUAUGGUGAACUGGGUUUGGGUGAGUUCCAGAAGUCUUCCACGGUUCCUAAGGAAGUGCCGAAAAUGGAUAGCAUGAAAAUACCUCAAGUAGCUAUGGGUUACUCUCACGCCAUCCUACUGGUCGACACUGACAAUGAAGCCACAGAGGGGAAAUAUGAAAAAUUACCCGAAUAUACUAUUGAUGAUUAGAAGUGAAUGUAGAAACGUUACGUUACAGUACGCUUCGGUACGGUCGGUACAUAAAUGUAGAUUUAGAAAACGAGAAAGAGAGACAACGGUCCACAAUAGUUUUUUUUUUGUUUUAUUGCAACUUUGAAGCAAUCAUUGAAAGUAAAUAAGAACAAAUAACAAUAAUUAUAAAGAAUAACAAACAAUAAACCUCUUUUGUAUUGCAUUUAAAACAAAUGCUUUAAAAUCUUCACUUUACAUGUUAAAUUCUAUUCUCAGAUGUACUUUUAUAAUUUUAAUUUUCAAUUUUUUUGUGUAACGAAUAUUUGUUUAUUGUCCUCCUCUAUGUAAACUUAUUAAAUGAUUCUUUUAAUUUUUGGUAUAUAUACCACCGGGCGUCUCUUAUAUGUCCAUUUUCUCUUAAUUUAUGAAAUUCAAUUAACUUUUGUUUUGCUUUUUUUAACUUAAAUUAUUGUAUUUUUAAGCAUACCAACAAUAUUUUUUAAAUAAAAUGUCCCUCCCCCACUUAUUUUUGUAAGUUAAGUGUCAAAAAUGUCUUAUUUAUUUUUUUUCUCAGUAUUUGUGUUGCAUUGCAACCAAAAAAAACUACAUUUAUUUACAUUGUCAUAUCUUAUUUUUCUAUAUACAUAUUUUUUAUAAAUUGUCCCAUUUUACUCACAACAUCAAAUAUUAAUUAUAAUAAAAGCAAAUAUAUAUAAUAAACUGUUAGUAUUUAACUACAAAAUAAAAACAUAUAA